AUGAUAUAUUUAAUCUCUCUCUGUCUAUUGAAUUCAGUAUUGGGACAACUAACCUAUGAUUCGGGACUGUUUACUGGAUUUAGUAUUUCAUGUAAUAGCGGACACACAGAAACUUAAACCAUUCCAUUUAAUGGAAUAUUUGCAAAUACCCCAUAAGUUAUUGUCAGUCUCGAAUAUCUUGAUAUGAAUAUAGGAGCAGACUUUAGAAUUUCGACUCAAAACAUUAAACUUAAUAGUAAGAAUUUCAUAUAUUCUAGGUUUUGAUUUACAUAUUGAAUGUUUAACAAGUGCUAAUGUGUAUAGGAUUUACCAUUAGUGGUAUGCAAUUGAUGACAGUAGAAUCUAAGUCAUAAACAACUUUAACAUGGUGAAUGUAGAUGAUAAAAUAUUCGAUCACUAGAAUCCAAAUGCUAAUUAUGGAAUCAUAUCUUUCAUAAGUAUGGGAAUGACUGGGAAUAUUGAUUUCUAAUUGUCAGUAAAAAUGAUGUAAUUAUAUAGAUUUCUUCAAUUACUACAACUUAGGUUUCAGUUGGAAUCACAAAAGUCGCCGGAAAAUUUGCUAAUUUAAACUAAAUUGGAUAUUAAAUUAUUUUAGGCAUACAAGAAGCAUUCUAUGAUACAAAAAUAAUCUACAGAUCCAGUAAUUAUAAUAGUGGAACCCUUACUUAGCAACCAGAUAGGUGGUUAUUUUUAACAUAUAAUGGGUUGCAAUAAAGCACAUACUUUAGACAAAAAUUUGUUCGUACAGCUGUUUCCUAAUCCUACACAGUUAAUACAUGUACAUUUUCUGAUAUAUUUAGGGCAAGGAACGUUCAUUGUGAAUUAUCAUCAAAGGAGUUGGAUAGCCUAUAAAUAUACAACUGAAUUUAAAGCCUUUUUGUGUUUUACUUUAAGAAUAUCUUAAUCUCUUGAUAGGGAAGUUUCAUAAAAACCUUAAAUAUUUGUUGAUAUUAGUGAAUUAAAUUAAUCAUUCUAAUAAUCAGGAUAUUUGUUACUUGAGAAAACAGUAAGCCUAUUAAGUUUCAAAAUAUACAUGAAAUGUAUAAAAACAAAGACCAUUGUUAGUCAAUUUCUCAAAUAUUAGAGUUAUUCAACCAGUAACCAAUAUUAUUCAUUCUCACAUUACUGUCAUGGAUAAAUUGAUGCAGUAACUUAUUUUCCAAAAUUUUAAUUGGUUGAAUCCUCCUAUAAAGAAUUAAAUAUCAAUAUUUUUGUUGAUAGCAUAACAAUCACAUAAACCUUAUUUAAUUAGGUUAAAUCUAUAGAAACACUAGUAGAAAUCAAAUUCAAACUUUGA
Molecule: messenger RNA, 1297 nt
Organism: Paramecium octaurelia
Lineage: Eukaryota; Ciliophora; Oligohymenophorea; Peniculida; Parameciidae
Source: the annotation of a GenBank genome assembly